AUGCAGGCCAUCAGACAGGAGCUUGGAGGACUCCAGAUUUCAGGAGACAAUGAGCCGUCUUAUGCCCUCUUAGAUCGAGCUUGCCAAUUGCGCGAACAAAACACCGUCAAGUUCUUGGAGCCAGCAACCUGCGCUUCCCAGAACCAAGAAAUUCAAGGAGGCGCCAAAUCCAAGGAGCUGGCAUUUGAAGGAGGGGCUUUAGUGGUUCUUGCAAAAGAUGACAAGACUCAGGCUCCCACUGACUCAGUGAUGAAAUUGCACCAGGAUACGUCAAGCCGUCGCUACAGUAAUGCAGUGCGACAAAGCUGCCUGGACCCGGUUGGGUGGGCUAAGCUCCAUCGUUUGAAGCUGGCCGUCAUGGGGCGACCGGGUGCGUUGGCCAAGGGCGGGGCAGCCAUGGCUAGCCCUCUUGCGCUGGGCCGCGAUUUGCCUCCAGUGCGUUGUACCAUCCUGCAGUUCUUCUGCUUCACUGGUUGUGUGAUCCUGGUCACAUGCAUGAGCUUGUUCCUUUGGCUGUUUGUUGGGCCCCAGCAUCAGUUGGAGCUAAAUGCAGUUGAGCAAAAUGGCUUGGAAACCUCGUUAUCCUCAUCAGAGUUUCAUGUGCUGCCUUCACCACAUCAUGGCAACUAUGGUACCCAGUUCGGUUAUGAUCUUGACUCUGCUUCAGAUAUGGUUGGACGCGCUUCGAACCGGGACUGGACGUUUGUUGGUGAAGAUGGACUUGCCGGUAAUGCAAUUUCUCAUGUUGAAGAUGAGGACUUCGAGGAGUGUAGCAGGUCGGAGCCAGUCUUGUCUGCAAGCCAAUUUCAAACGAGUUUCUCUCGUGAUUUGUUGAUGAACUGCACUGCUACUUCAUCGAUUGUUAUGCCUUGGGAGCGAGGGGUCUUUCGUCAGAUCUUUAGCGAUGAAGCCAUUGAAGUUUCGGUGCCUCAGAUGCCUCUGGAUGACUUUGACUUUGGGACUCAUCUUGACAUGGAACCCCGAGAGCUUGGUGAAGUGGUUGCAUCUGCUGCGAGCUUCAGUCAUGAUCUACCGGUCUUCAUGAGUGUCAUUUCUCAUACAGAUGAUGUUGACCAUUCAGAGAAGCUCUCCAUGCAACGUGAACGUGCUCUAUCCAAGUUGCUUGUGGUGAUUGAGUUUGCAUUGGAUGCCAGUUCAACUGGUAGGUUUGCCCGCUAUGUGCUUGGGUUCGAGACGUUGGAUCCUGCUAUGAACAGUCGACGUUUGGCUGGCUUGUGCGAGCUGAUGGCAGCUGGGAAGAGGAAUCCUCUGAGUGAAGGCGAAGAUGAUGAGCUCUCUUCUGAAGAUGAACCACCGCCUCAGUGCACACACCGGGUCAAACGGUUCCGUCCCAAGAUUCCUUCUAGCGAGGUUUGGUAUGCCCAUAAGAAAUCGAAAAUCCUUCACAAGAAAGAUGAGGAGACGUCCUUGUUUUGGGGCCGCACCUAUUUGAUGUGUGGCAAGCUGCUGAAGGAUUCGUAUGAGUUGUGCUCAGAAUCGAGCGCAAUGAACGCACUUUGCAAAGUGUGCGUGCAGAGGUUAGAGCAGACACGUGUGCCACAAGCUCAGCGCAGGGCCUUGAAAGCUUCUGGCAUCCGCACCUUCGAAGCCAGCCUCGUCAUCAGCAGUGCCCCAGCAUCAGCCGCAUUGAUUGCCGAGCAAAGUGAGUCGCAGGAGGAUCUGUCAAGCCGUGCUGGCUUACAAGACUUUACCGCUUUGCCAAACUACUUAUCCAAGGAAUGGUGGCAGAAAUUAGAAUCUCGUGCCGCUGGAGUUUAUAAACUUGAGCUCUUGACCAAUUUUGCUGCCACUUUGGGUCUGAAGAAUCCAACGGAGGCGUCCUAUGGCGCUUUGGUGGCAUUGUCUUUCUAUGCGGACAAUGCUGAGGUGUGGCCAGAAUCGGACCAGGUGAAGCUCCUGAGGGCACAUAAGGAGCGCAUGCGUCGUUGGUUGAAUAAGGCAGCAGCUACCAGUGUCCGUUUGGAAAUUUUGCCCGAGAAUCCAGAGGAGAUUCCAGUUUCUUUGUUUGCUUCUGUGUUUCCUACGGGAUUGACUCCAGGUUCCCCGGAAAUCAUGGACAAAGCAAGGUUGCGGCGGGUCAUCGCUGAUUUCCGUUUGAGGGCACCUGAGGAAGGGAUGUCUUCCAUGCCAGCGAUGCCGGCAAGUGGUCAAAUCGAUCCUGCUGCUUUGGUGCAUGCUGCAGCCACCCUAGUGGCGCGUGUGCAGACACAAUCUCGACAGAACGAGGUUGACAUACCAGGCUUUCGCAUGUUGGAGCAUCGGGAAGCACAGGUGACCAUGGCAGCGCCUGCAGCGUUGGCUUUGGAAGACAGCAAGCCUGUUGCUGCUGCCUCGCAGCCCAUUGCAGAGGCAGAGAAUCGGCAGGAAGCACUGAGCGAGACCUGCGGGCCUCAAGCUGCAAGCGCCGCUUUGCGGGAUGAGUUGAACAAUAAAGGGAAGGGGCGGCUGGAAAAAAUGUGGAGGCCUGCGGCUGUUGUGAAAAAGAUUUUGAAGCGUCCCGCUGCUGUUGCGGCAUCGUCCUCUGCGGGAGGCAUGUCGGAGGGGGGAUACAAUGAUCGCAGGGACGCCUUGUUGAAGAAGAUCCCAAAGGAUGUCUUGCAGCGAUGUAAAGGUGGUGAUCGCACAUCUGCGGGAUGUGCUCUCCUCACCUGCGUGGUGAGGGCAAGCACCUGCGUGGUGCUUGCAACGGAUCACCUGCGAGGUGAUCGCACAUCUGCGGGAUGUGCUCUCCUCACCUGCGUGGUGAGGGCAAGCAUCUGCGUGGUGCUUGCAACGGAUCACCUGCGAGGUGAUCGCACAUCUGCGUCGCCGUUCAGUCCGAUGGAGAAGCGCCAAUCCUCCUCCGAGGAGGAGGUGUCUGCAGACCUUCUGGCUGCAGAGGAAGAAGAAAAGGAACCCGAGGGAAAGAAUGACCGCAAGGCGCGCUUAGUGCCAAAGAAAGGCAGUCAGGAACGCGGACGCGCCGAGCGGCGUCGCUCACGAUCCCGUCGGUCGCGCUCCCGUGACCGAAGGGACCGCUCAGACAGGCGCGGAUCGCAGGCUCCGCCGAGUCCUGCGGGACCACCGCCACCGAAACCGGGGGAGAAGUCUCCGCAGAAGCAGAGGGCGCACGCUGACACAGGCAAAGGUGGCGGAAAAAACCUCAAAGGAGGUCCAAAGAAGCAGGUCUGCAAGAUCUGCGGCUCACGCGUCGCGGGGACUUCAUCCGCUCUGGAUCAGCAUCAGUGGCUGUCCGAAUACUGCUUGGCUUGGCAAGCCUACGAGCGGAUGACCCCUUACCAGAGAGACCAGCAGGGAUCGUGGGAGAAAGCCAAGAAGAUCGGACAGGAUGUGAAGAGCAAUCGUGUGCAGCUGGAUGCCACGUCUGCGGGACGUUCUGCACAGACGAUGACCGGCAUUGUGCCAGAGAGGGCUGUGAGUGUCGCGUCUUCCCAUCGUGAGCGUCCUCCGUCACUUCCGCGUGAAGUGUCGGUGCCUCGCAAGGGUCACGGACGACGCAAGGACGCUCGGUCCUCCUCCAGCAGCGGCCGUGCCGCCAAGAAGGAAAGACUGCGGGUCUUUCGUGAUUGCCUCAAAGCAACCACGACCACUCCUGAAGUUCUUCCGGAGGGUGAUGACCGUUGGAUGGAUGGUUGGAGAAUUGUGGAGGAACUGUUGGAUCAAGCUGAAGGCAUGGCGCACUCGGAAGGACAGCUGGAAGCUGCGAAAUGUAUUGAAAGAUGCAAUCGCAUAAUUGAGAAAGUCAUGUCUGAGGACAUGGCUGUCCUUCCCGAUGUCUGUUGUCUCUGGACUCGGAACACAGACUGGGAUGGGCACUGGCCACGCUUCGUGGAAAGGGUCGGGGCAUAUCACCUGCGCCAGGUGGAAGUAGCGAUCCCAGCUUUGGAGCAGCUGCGGCUGCGCUGGCAGGAGGAGACUGAAAACAGUCUCCCAGAAGCCUCGUGGUUGUACCAGGCUGAGUGCCAGCUAGAAAAGAUGAGGGAGACUUUGCUGGCGUUGGUGUCUGGCGUCAUGGCGGACCUUCGCAUGUGUCGCUUGUGCGGCCUGGAGCACGCUUCUGCUGCGGGCAGGAUGCAUGGUCGCUCCUUCACUUGCACUGGUUGCUGGGCAGCUAAAGCGAUGCUGCGGCGCAACCUGGGGGAAAGGACUGAAUUGAAAGAUUUCAGUCCGGCCGAGACGCACUCCUUCUUUCGCGGCAUUGCGAAGGAAAAGGAGAAGCAGGGAGGUCGCAUUCAGUGGGUCACCGUGCGGGCAACACUUGUGAGAUCCCUGACAGAUCGCAGGAUCUCAAGUUUUCGUGCCACGUGCACCCAAAAGGAGUUGCCUCUCUCGGUCUGGGUUAACCAAGGCUGGGAUGCGACCCUUGUCGAAGCGUGUCCUAAUCGGUUUUCCGAGGAACUGAAUACGCAAGUCUAUGCUGUCCCCGUGCGGGAAUUGUCGUGGGGCGAAGAGUAUGCGAAAAUUGAGGAGCAACUCCUGCGACAUGAGAGAGAUGGACAGAAAAAAAAAGGUGGAAAAAAGAAAAAGGAUGACGUUGCCAACGCAGAUGUAUCAACCGAUGGAGAAUUGGAUUUGCCUUCUGCGGAAGGCAGCGUGUCGGACAAGAAAGGAAAGCCGGAGGUGGACCGCAAGAAGUUGUUGGCUAAGAACGUUGCGUUAGCUGACAAAGCAGCUAAGGCCUUGGGUCCCUUGCAGAGCACGGCCACAGGUUUCUCCAAGUUGCUGGAACGAGUGCAAAAAAGCGGCUGUGAGAUUCCGGAGGGAAUCACAAAGUCGAAAGAAGAUUGCAUGGCCAAGCUCGAGACCUGGGCGACGGCAGCUCGUGAGUGCAUCAACAUGCAUGAGUCGACCCGCGAGCUUUGGAAGGAUGCAGGUGGCGACCUGAUGCCGUUGACGGCGUUGCCGUUCGAAGGCAAUGAUGUAAAGUUGCUGCUAAAACAAGCAACGGAAGUGCAGAGCGCAUUGCGUUCCCUGCUGCCCAAAAAGGAGGCAAAGGCGAAGGCGGAGCCCAAGGCCAAUGCUGCGGCGAAAGCAUCGCCCAAGAAGAGGGCAGCUCGCAGCCAGGACGCUGAGGGCGGUGAGAAGCGCCGCAAAACUGGCAAGAGCCCCGCCUGA
Molecule: messenger RNA, 5136 nt
Organism: Cladocopium goreaui
Lineage: Eukaryota; Dinophyceae; Suessiales; Symbiodiniaceae
Source: the annotation of a GenBank genome assembly